Messenger RNA from Meloidogyne enterolobii, 432 nucleotides. The record is from the annotation of a GenBank genome assembly. NCBI's taxonomy places the organism in Eukaryota, Metazoa, Nematoda, Chromadorea, Rhabditida, Meloidogynidae.
AUGAAGUUAAUUUUGCUCAGUUUAUUAGUAAUAUAUUUACAAUUUAUUGUUACAAGAAUUGAGGCACAAAAAUGCGAAAAUCCAAUUUUAAUAAAUAAUGUGAAAGUACCAUCAACACUUGAUUUGGUUAAACUUGGAUUUGGAUUAGGCUUUACACCUGGCAAGAGUAUUCAAUUUGUUGGAAGAAUAAAAUUAGGUUCAAGUUGUAUUAAAUUGGCAGAACCAGGAAAGAUUUUGGAGUCUGGAGCCGUUGUUUUACAUUUUAGUCCACGACCAGGGAUUUUCAACAAACAUAUUGAACGAAAUAGUUGGAGUAAAGCAACUGGAUGGACACCUGUAGAUUCAAGUGGUGGAUGGCCAAUUAAAUCAAAUAAUCAAUUCGAGAUGGAAUGGAUUGCGGGACCUAAUAAUGCAAUAAUUGUAAGUGUUUAA